This is a messenger RNA of Erinaceus europaeus (western European hedgehog), 7684 nucleotides long. RefSeq names its product mitogen-activated protein kinase kinase kinase kinase 4 (gene MAP4K4). The record is from RefSeq and is a predicted model, not a curated record. Gene Ontology annotation, biological process: protein phosphorylation. Gene Ontology annotation, molecular function: ATP binding; protein kinase activity. Bases 83 to 4252 code for a protein of 1389 amino acids. NCBI's taxonomy places the organism in Eukaryota, Metazoa, Chordata, Mammalia, Eulipotyphla, Erinaceidae. The transcript has 32 exons.
GGCGGCGGGCCUGGGACCUGCCUGAGCGAGAGAAAGAGCCCCAUUGAUCGCUGUUCUUCUUUCUGGAGACUCAAAGGGAAAAAUGGCGAACGACUCCCCUGCAAAAAGUCUGGUGGACAUCGACCUGUCCUCCCUGCGGGAUCCUGCUGGAAUCUUUGAGCUCGUGGAAGUGGUUGGAAAUGGCACCUAUGGACAAGUCUAUAAGGGUCGACAUGUUAAAACAGGCCAGCUGGCAGCCAUCAAAGUUAUGGAUGUCACUGAGGAUGAAGAGGAAGAAAUCAAACUGGAGAUCAAUAUGCUGAAGAAAUACUCUCAUCAUAGAAAUAUUGCAACAUAUUAUGGUGCUUUCAUUAAGAAGAGCCCUCCAGGACAUGAUGACCAACUUUGGCUUGUUAUGGAGUUCUGUGGGGCUGGUUCCAUUACUGACCUUGUGAAGAACACCAAAGGGAACACACUCAAAGAAGACUGGAUAGCUUACAUCUCCAGAGAAAUCCUGCGGGGACUGGCACAUCUUCACAUCCAUCAUGUGAUUCAUCGAGACAUCAAGGGACAAAACGUAUUGCUGACGGAGAACGCAGAGGUGAAACUGGUUGACUUCGGUGUGAGUGCUCAACUGGACAGGACAGUUGGGAGGAGAAAUACAUUCAUAGGCACCCCCUACUGGAUGGCUCCCGAAGUUAUUGCCUGUGAUGAGAACCCAGAUGCCACCUAUGAUUACAGAAGUGACCUGUGGUCUUGUGGCAUUACAGCCAUUGAGAUGGCAGAAGGUGCUCCCCCUCUCUGUGACAUGCAUCCUAUGAGAGCACUGUUUCUCAUUCCCAGAAACCCUCCUCCCCGGCUGAAGUCCAAAAAAUGGUCAAAGAAGUUUUUUAGUUUUAUAGAAGGCUGCCUCGUGAAGAAUUAUAUGCAGCGACCUUCCACAGAGCAGCUUUUGAAACAUCCUUUUAUAAGGGAUCAGCCAAAUGAAAGACAAGUUAGAAUCCAGCUUAAGGACCAUAUAGACCGGACAAGGAAGAAGAGAGGAGAGAAAGAUGAGACUGAAUAUGAGUACAGUGGGAGUGAGGAAGAAGAGGAGGAAGUGCCUGAACAAGAGGGGGAGCCAAGUUCUAUUGUCAACGUCCCUGGUGAAUCUACUCUUCGGCGAGAUUUCUUAAGAUUGCAGCAGGAGAAUAAGGAACGUUCUGAGGCCCUUCGGAGACAGCAGUUACUACAGGAACAGCAGCUCCGUGAACAGGAAGAAUACAAAAGACAACUUCUGGCAGAGAGACAGAAAAGAAUUGAGCAGCAAAAGGAACAGAGGCGAAGACUAGAAGAGCAACAAAGGAGAGAACGUGAAGCUAGAAGGCAGCAGGAGCGGGAACAGCGAAGGAGAGAACAAGAAGAGAAGCGCCGUUUAGAGGAAUUAGAGAGGAGACGGAAAGAAGAAGAAGAGAGGCGACGGGCUGAAGAAGAAAAGAGACGAGUGGAAAGAGAACAGGAGUAUAUCAGGCGACAGCUAGAAGAGGAGCAGCGGCACUUGGAAAUCCUUCAACAGCAGCUGCUCCAGGAGCAGGCCAUGUUACUGGAGUGUCGAUGGCGGGAGAUGGAGGAGCACCGGCAGGCAGAGAGGCUCCAGAGGCAGUUGCAACAAGAACAAGCAUAUCUCCUGUCUCUACAGCAUGACCACAGGAGGCCACACCCGCAGCAGCAGCAGCCACAGCAGCCCCUGCAGCAGGAAAGAAGCAAGCCAAGCUAUCAUGCUCCUGAGCCUAAACCCCACUAUGAGCCCAACGACAGAGCACGAGAGGUGGAAGAUAGAUUUAGGAAAACUAACCACAGCUCCCCUGAAGCCCAGUCUAAGCAGACAGGCAGAGUAUUGGAGCCAUCAGUGCCUUCCAGAUCAGAGUCUUUUUCCAAUGGCAACUCCGAAUCUGUGCAUCCUGCCCUGCAAAGACCAGCUGAGCCACAGGUACAAUGGUCCCACCUGGCAUCUCUCAAGAACAAUGUUUCCCCUGUCUCGAGAUCCCAUUCCUUCAGUGACCCUUCUCCUCCCAAAUUUGCACACCAACAUCUUCGAUCUCAGGACCCAUGUCCACCUUCCCGCAGUGAGGUGCUAAGUCAAAGUUCUGACUCUAAGUCGGAGGUACCUGACCCCACUCAAAAGGCUUGGUCUAGAUCAGACAGUGACGAGGUGCCUCCAAGGGUUCCUGUGAGAACAACAUCUCGGUCCCCUGUUCUAUCCCGUCGGGAUUCCCCACUGCAGGGCAGUGGCCAGCAAAGUAGCCAAGCAGGUCAAAGAAACUCCACCAGCAAUAUUGAGCCCAGAUUGCUGUGGGAGAGAGUGGAGAAACUGGUGCCCAGGCCUGGCAGUGGCAGCUCCUCUGGGUCCAGCAACUCAGGAUCUCAGCCCGGGUCCCACCCUGGGUCUCAAAGUGGCUCUGGGGAGCGCUUCAGAGUGAGAUCAUCAUCUAAAUCUGAAGGCUCUCCAUCUCAGCGUCUUGAAAAUGCAGUGAAAAAGCCUGAAGAUAAAAAGGAAGUUUUUAGACCUCUUAAGCCUGCUGACUUGACUGCACUGGCGAAAGAGCUUCGAGCAGUGGAAGAUGUGCGACCACCACAUAAAGUGACAGACUACUCUUCCUCCAGCGAGGAGUCAGGGACAACAGAUGAGGAGGACGAUGAUGUGGAGCAGGAAGGCACUGAGGAACCUACUUCUGGAACAGAGGACACCAGAGCAGCAUCAUCUCUGAAUUUGAGCAAUGGUGAAACAGAAUCGGUGAAAACCAUGAUUGUUCAUGAUGACGUAGAAAGUGAACCAGCUAUGACCCCAUCCAAGGAGGGCACUCUGAUCGUCCGCCAGAGUACAGUUGAUCAAAAGCGUGCCAGCCAUCAUGAGAGCAAUGGCUUUGCCGGUCGCAUUCACCUCUUGCCAGAUCUCUUACAGCAAAGCCAUUCCUCCUCCACUUCCUCCACCUCCUCCUCCCCAUCCUCCAGCCAGCCGACACCCACCAUGUCCCCACAGACACCCCAGGACAAGCUCACUACUGAGACUCAGUCCGCUAGUAGCACACUCCAGAAACACAAAUCUUCCUCCUCCUUUACACCUUUUAUAGACCCCAGAUUACUACAGAUUUCUCCAUCUAGUGGGACAACAGUGACUUCUGUGGUAGGAUUUUCCUGUGAUGGAAUGAGACCAGAAGCAAUAAGGCAAGAUCCUACCCGCAAGGGCUCAGUGGUCAAUGUGAAUCCCACUAACACUAGGCCACAGAGUGAUACCCCAGAAAUUCGUAAAUACAAGAAGAGAUUUAACUCUGAGAUUCUCUGUGCUGCCUUAUGGGGAGUGAAUUUGUUAGUGGGUACAGAGAGUGGCCUGAUGCUGCUGGACAGAAGUGGCCAAGGAAAAGUCUAUCCUCUGAUCAACAGAAGACGAUUUCAACAAAUGGAUGUCCUUGAAGGCUUGAAUGUUUUGGUAACAAUAUCUGGCAAAAAAGAUAAAUUGCGUGUCUACUAUUUGUCAUGGUUAAGAAAUAAAAUACUACACAAUGACCCAGAAGUUGAAAAGAAACAGGGAUGGACAACUGUAGGGGAUUUGGAAGGAUGUGUACACUAUAAAGUUGUAAAAUAUGAAAGAAUCAAAUUUCUGGUAAUUGCUUUGAAGAGUUCUGUGGAAGUCUAUGCAUGGGCCCCUAAGCCGUAUCACAAAUUUAUGGCCUUUAAGUCAUUUGGGGAACUGGUACAUAAGCCAUUACUGGUGGAUCUCACUGUUGAGGAGGGCCAGAGGUUGAAAGUAAUCUAUGGAUCCUGUGCUGGAUUCCAUGCUGUUGAUGUGGAUUCAGGAUCAGUCUAUGACAUUUAUCUACCAACACACGUAAGAAAGAACCCACACUCUAUGAUCCAGUGUAGCAUCAAACCCCAUGCAAUCAUCAUCCUCCCCAAUACAGAUGGAAUGGAACUUCUAGUGUGCUAUGAAGAUGAAGGGGUUUAUGUGAAUACCUAUGGGAGGAUCACCAAGGAUGUGGUUUUGCAGUGGGGAGAAAUGCCAACAUCUGUAGCAUAUAUUCGGUCCAACCAGACAAUGGGCUGGGGAGAAAAGGCCAUAGAGAUCCGAUCUGUGGAAACUGGUCACUUGGACGGUGUGUUUAUGCACAAAAGGGCUCAAAGACUAAAAUUCUUAUGUGAACGCAAUGAUAAGGUAUUCUUCGCCUCUGUUCGAUCUGGUGGCAGCAGUCAGGUUUAUUUCAUGACGUUAGGAAGGACUUCUCUUCUGAGCUGGUAGAAACAGUGUGAUGAGGAUCACUGGCCCCCAGAGUCUUCAAGAUCAUGAGAACUUGGAAUUCCUUGCAACUGGAGCUCAGAGCUGCAUCGAUGCAGUGCUGGACAGCUGUGUGUUCACAAACACCACGUGUAGGGUUCCAUUUCUCUUUCCUUCCUGCUCCUCUCAUCAGUUUGUUCCAGUUAUUUUCUUACCCUUACUUAAAAAUAAAUCAAGGCUGCAAUGCAGCGGUGCUGUUCAGAUUCUGCCGUCAGGUGCUAAACGUGUUUGGGAUUGAGCAUCAGCAAGACAAACAGCUUCCCUUCAGCUCCAGAAUUCCUUGCCUCUGAAUGACUCUGUCUUAAGGGUGUCUGAGGUGGAAACUAUAAACAUGCCAUUGGUUUUAUUGUAAGUGGGCACAAGGAGGUGUAAAGUGGUGGUCUUACAAGCAGUUUGCUAAAGCAAAGAGAGCAGAUUUAAUAUAGUGACAUUAACAAUGUAUUUAAUUGACAUUUCUUUUUUUGUAAUGUGACAAUAUGUGGACAAAGAAGGUGCAGGUUUAAAAAGUUAAUAUUUAUAAAAUGUGAAAGACACAGUUACUAGGAUAACUUUUUUUGUGGGUUGGGCUUGGGAGGAAGGGUGGGGUGGGCUGGGUUGAGGGGUCCCAUUUUGUUUCUUUGAAAAAAAAAUUUUUUUGGAUUGGCCAAUGACUUGAUCAUUUUUCUGUGUACCAGGUUUUGCCUAAAUCAUGUGAAGAUGGUAUAAAAAAAAAAAAAAGAAAAGAAAAGAAACAGAAAAUGUGUGCAUUUGUUUAAUGGCCAGAAUUUUGUUGUGUGACAGACAGUAUUAGCACUGCCUCAGUUAAAGGUUUAACUUUUGUUUAAACCUAGAAGUGCAAGAACAGUUUUACCACAGUCUGCACUUGCAGAGGAAGAAAAAAAAAUUUUUUUCAACCAUGUUUAUUUUUUGCCUACCUCAUUGUUUUUAAUGCAUUACGAGGUGGUUAUCUUACGUGUUAUGAGAGGAAACCAUUAACGUUUAAUCUUAAUACCAAAAUGGUUGGAUUGAAAUUCAGCAGUUACUUUGUCACAGGUCUCUGUAGGCAUAAGGGAAAGUGGCCCUGAGGAUGAGAAGUUGUCAUAUGGCUUUAUAAUGCUGGCUAAUGCAGUCUGCUUUACAGGACUAGAGAGCACACUGCUUCCUUGUCACUAGAUUCACUGUUACUGGUUCAUGGGCAACUGUAGCCUACAGUACAAGGGGCCUCAGUUUCAGUUUGGGGGUUGGUAGCAGACAGAUGGUCAUUAGAAUAAUCACACAAACUGUUCAGUGUUGCAGGAACCUUUUCUUGGGGGUAGUAGUAUUUCCCUUUUCUAAAACUGCAAUACACUAAAACUGUUUUAAGAAUGUAGUUAAUACUGCUUUUUCAUAAGGCGGCAUCUCCCUGUGUUUUAGGUGUAAUAUCAAAACCCUGGCUUUUCUCUUUUUCUCACUUGCUCUCUUGUUCUCUGUUUUUUAAACCGAUUUUACUUUAUGACUGUUCAUGACAUUUGUAAUAAAUGUCUUGGGUAAUAAUUUGUUUUCUGGCUUCAUGAUCACUCAAUCCUCAGAGGAUAUUAAUUUUUUGGUAAGGAAGCUGUGUUUAAUAUUAUGGUUCUAUCUUCUUACUUUUUCCUUCUGAGUUCUGAGUGAGGCUACUAGGUUGUGGUCACUUUCACUAUGUUCACCAAACAGAAGCUCAGUGUCCUAUAGACUGACUUUUCUUUUAUGGUUAGUUUUACUUUAUAACAUGAGAAGGGAGAAUUUCCUCUUCCCAAUUGCAAUGAUCAUUUGUACAUAUCUGCUAAGACUUUGCCCAGCUUUCUUGUUUUGCCCAGUUUUAACUACUGUUACUCUCUUUCUCCUCAUUAAGAAUGUUUUGCCUAAAGUUCUCUUUUGAAUUUCAAACAUCUAAUUUAAAAUGGUUAUACUCACUAAUACAGAAAGAAUAACUGUUUGUACAAACAAACCCGCAAAGACAAGAUAAAGCUGAGCAAUCUCUUGGACCAUGAAAAAGGUUUCCCUUUUGUCUCACUGAAGUUGUCUUACUGUUCAAAGCAGAAAGAACUAACACUUUUCCUAUUAAUCUGUAGUUAAUAUUGAGAAGAAUGUGGAUUAAACCCACCUUUGAAGAGAAUUUUUGAGGCAGUUCAGAUUCCAUUCUUCAGAGUCUCAUUACUGAUAGUAUUUUCCUAUAUCUGCUUUCGCUUUCCAAGUAAGAUAAAGUGUUGCCACAGAAUAGGUGUAUACAUGCCAAGUGGAGCAAGAAUUCAGCAACUUUAUCAAUUACAGCAUCACCUAUGGCUUUAGAGAGAAAUGAAAGUAGGGUAGGUAUCUUUAAAAAAAAUUAAAUUUCUGAUAGUAGUAAUGAAGAAAUAAAGGAUGAUCCAUCAUGGUCCUAAUAACUCACGGAUUGAAAAUCAAGAGGAAUUAUGUAGAUAAUAGGAACGAUGUAUCCCUGAAAUAACGAAGUGCUUCGAACUUAAUGAAAACUGGAUUAUACUGAAGAGGUAAUGAGGUCUGAGCUCAUGUGAUCAGUAUUUGUCCUAAUAUACAUAGGCACCCACUGAUGUUCUCUUUGAGUUGGGAAUAAUUAAAUCCUUUUCUUGGAUUAGUGUUUUGCCAUUUGUCUCUAGGGUAGAUUCUUGGUAUGUACUCUCCCUGGGUUUUGGUGUUCUUCCCUCGUUGGUCUCACUCCUUUAUAAACCACAUUGUGUUGCUGCAAUUUGAAACAUACCUAGGCUCAGUUUCUUUAUAAGAGAUUGUGAGCUGUUGAAAUCCCUUCUGGAGAAGAGACUCUUUUUUUUUUUUUCCCCCCUCCUUUCCACAGGGUAGUGCUUAACAGAAGUGCCAAGAUGGCAGAAUUACAAAAGAAAAGACAGUAUUAUGAUGAUACCAUUAGCUGAGCAACAUUGGGCUAUCAUAGUAGUGCUCUUCAUAAAAAACAGUUGAGUCUCUAGGUCUAGCCAAGGCUUUAAUAAUUAAUACCUUUUUGUAUUUAUAUCAGAGUAACUAUAUUGAGUGCAGUGUUUUUACUUUUUUUUCUCAUGCACAUGUUACAUUGGAGAAAAAUGUUUACAAAAGUGAUUUUGUUACACUAAUGUGCAUUACAUAUUUAUGGUUUAUUUUUUAACUGACUUUUUGUGGGUUAUUUAGGUUUUCAUUUUAGUUGUAGUAUACUUAACAGUGAUUCAUAAUCCCUGAUUUUGCCAACUAUAAAUUUACUGUGCAGUAAUAAAAAUGAGAAACUGCAUUAAAUUUACUAAUCUUAGAGUUGCAAAGCAGACUCAUGGCAAAUAAACAGCCACCACUCCCCCUUACACACGUUUUUUGCAGUGCUAACUUGUCUUCUGUGUAUUAUGAAAAUUACUAUUGUCCACUGCCUUCCCCGUUAAUAAAAUAAAAAUGACACCCAUUACA